Messenger RNA from Plectropomus leopardus (leopard coralgrouper), 5576 nucleotides. RefSeq names its product DENN domain containing 11 (gene dennd11). Lineage: Eukaryota; Metazoa; Chordata; Actinopteri; Perciformes; Serranidae. The record is from RefSeq and is a predicted model, not a curated record. Gene Ontology annotation, cellular component: cytoplasm.
AUACAUAAAGGUAUAACCUAUAUAACAGACUAGAGUGACAAUCAUGCUAUAGUUUCAUCUCGACAUGAAUGUUAUGAGUGCAUUAAUUAUUCUAGGCCGAAUAAACAGCCCAUAAUAACCAAAAUCAGGUCACUGUAUGAAAUAGUAAUAUAGACACGUGGGCGGAAGUCAGCGACGUCAUCAAAACAGUGAGACAGGCGGAGGAAAAGCAGCCCGUCAGUGGAUGUGACACGCUUACAAAUACACAGAAAACAACCCAGCAAGCAGCAGGAAAUCAUGAUCCGGCUCCUGCAGCGUGUUUAGUGCGCUCGAUUCAACUGUACACCGGACUUUUUUUUCCCCCCUUCCCGAGUCCUCGGAGACAGCAACAACACCAUGGUGGAGCAGUCGGACCGAGCCCCGUUGCUGGACUGGGAGGAAAUCCCACCGCCCGAUCCGAACCAGGCGGCCCCGCCACCGCCUGCGCCGCCGCGGGAGGAGGACGUUCCGGCGGUGAAAACUUCGCAGCCAGUCGGGCGACGCUCACCGACGGGCAUCGCGGCUGGUACUGGGUGGAGCACCAAAAGCACCGCCGUCACCACCACCACCACCACCAUCACCUGCAGUCCGACGAGGAGCGUGACAGCUGUUGUUGCCAGCGGGAACGGAAGCCCGGGCCGUCCGCGAACAGAGCUGUCGGGGCACGGCUGGGAUCGCCCGGAGCCUCUCGGUACAGAUCGCAAUGUUCCCUUCUCCGGCGGCCUCUCGGUGAGGGAUCAGUGGGAGGAAAAAGACCAGAUCGUGGCUGUGUUUGUGGUUACCUUUGAUACACGAUCAGGGAAUAUGGUAGAGUGGUGCCUGCCUCACGACAUCAACUUAGAUGGAGUUGAGUUCAAGUCAAUGGCCAGCGGCUCCCAUCGGAUCACCAAUGACUUUAUAUAUUUCCGUAAAGGCUGUUACUUUGGGCUGGCCUGUUUUGCCAACAUGCCUGUGGAGAGUGAGCUGGAGCGAGGAGCGAGGAUGAAGUCUGUUGGAAUUCUGUCUCCCUCCUACACUCUGCUUUACCGCUACAUGCACUUCCUGGAGAACCAAGUCAGGCACCAGUUGCAGUGUCCGGGGCAGUAUUCUCCACUGGAGGCCUUCUAUGAGGAUAAAAAAGCAGUCCUUCCCCCGACAGGAAAUGGUUUGGUCACUGCCUGCCCGACCUGGAGUGUUACCACCAUCAACCGCUGCAUGCACCCGGAAAUGAAGAUCACCCACCCAGCUGGCUGCAUGUCCCAGUUCAUCCAGUUUUUCGGGGAGCACAUAAUGGUGCUGUGGAAGUUUGCACUGCUUAGGAAACGGAUCCUCAUCUUCUCCCCUCCACCUGUAGGCGUGGUCUGCUACAGGGUGUAUUGCUGUUGCUGCCUGGCCAAUGUCUCUUUACCUGGAAUUGGUGUCUCCGUGCCUGAAUUACGGCCUUUCUUCUACAUCAACGUUGCUGACAUCACUGCCUUGGAAACAGAGCUGUCAUACGUGGCUUGCACCACAGAGAAGAUUUUUGAGGAGAAGAAGGAGCUGUAUGACGUCUACGUCGAUAAUCAGAAUGUGAAAACACACAGAAGUCAUUUGCAGCCACUGCUCCGACUCAAUGCAGCGGAUAAGGAGAAGUACAGGAAACUGAGUGAACAGAGGCAAAUGUUGCUGUACUCUCAGGAGGUGGAUGGAGACUGCACGUCAAACGAAGAGGAUCUUUUUAUUCUGUUCUUCAUGGAGCUCAAUAACCGCAUCUUCCAGACCCUGUCAGAUGUAGCGGGGAGCAGCGAUCCCACCCUCACUGCUGAGCAUGUGAGGGCCAUGGGGCUGGAUCCCCAGUGCGAUCGCUCCUUCCUGGUUGACCUGCUGGAGGUGUACGGUAUUGACCUCACGCUGGUCAUAGACAACCUGUGCUGUCCCUGAGCCUCCCUCAGCCUCGGAAACUCUGAACGCCACUGGAUAUUUGUGCCUUCAAGGCCCACACACACCAAGACACUGAGACACUGCCUCUGUCCUGGGACUUCCAUCUGUCGCCUGCUGUCCCCUCCUGGGUGUCUGUUUAUCCUCUGUGUGUCUCAUUUGACCUGUGGAGACUGUUUUUUAAACAGUGUGGAUGAUGUGAACACUUGGUGCACUGCUCCACAGUGGCUGACAAACACCAGCCAAGAAGACAGUACCGCAUAGCAGCUGCGUGAUCUUAUAGCCUUUCACAUCUUAUCUCACUCAGUGCUGUUUUUUUGUCAGAAACAUUUGCUUGUGUGCUUGUUUGACUUCGGCUGAAGAGGCCAGGGGUUGAAACACUGGAUAAAAAGUAUGGAUGUCUUGAUCAGAUCUGGUCAUCACAGCGGGAUGAUUGGUCAUUCUCCACUGCACCCAUCACAAUGAAGAUAACCUUUGCAGGCUUUAGUGUUCACUUGUCUGAGAAAAAAAAUCACAUUACGUAGCGGCCGUUUUACUGCUGGAAAUGGAGUUGUGUGCUUCAAAUAGAUUUUUAUAGAAGAUUCAAACCGUCAUAAAGUGCAACAAAAUCAUCCUGCUGUAUUACACUGAUGAUCGUGUCAUAAAUCGAAAGCUUUUUGACUACUUUAUUUGCCUUUCAAAAAGGAAGCAAUAGGAAUCAGUUGAAAUCAGACUUCUUCAUGCGGUUUUCAAAUUUUUACUAUUUCUUCCGCAACUGAAAGACGGUAAAAGUGAAACGUGUAUUGAAAACAAACAAGUGUGAUAUCCUCUUUUUUUAAUAUGGGGAAUAUUAUUAUGACUCAGAAUGAGAAGGGAAAGCUGUUUGUUCACCUUAAUGCACCUUGAAAACGAGGUCGAUCUGAUAAUGUGUCCCUGUGUUUGAUCACAAAGUUCAAGUGAUGGAGCCGUUUUUGUUGCUGUUAACUGAGGUUCUUGAAUUUAAAUGAAUGUGACUUUCUAACACUAACUUCUUACGAAUGCUGCACCAUGUCCACCACCGGACUAUUUCCUGAUGCACAGUGAUCAUGCCUAACUGUACCUUUUUUAAUGCUAUGUUUAUUACUUACAGUCUGAGCCAGUGUGUGGUUAUGGAAUGGAGGGGCUUUGUGCGUGUGUGUGUGUGUUGCACUGUAUACACGCUCCAACCAGAGGCUGGUUCAUCAAUGGAAGCCGAUAUAUGCGCAGCGAUUGUGUUGAGUGAGGAGUCCUUGAUGGAGCCGUUUGUAGUUUUCUUGUUGAUCAGCUUCAAGGAGAUCCUCUUUGCUUGUCUGUGUCCCUGACAAAGAUCUCUUUGUGUUUUUGUAAAUCUGGUUUUGGUCACAGUGAGGGCUGGGCAGCUGAGGGUUUCUCUCAGUCUUUUCAUCACAAUCCUAUUGAGUGGAUCCAGCUCCAGAGAUGAGCCAACUGUGUCUUUUGAAUUAUCUUGGCACACUGGUUUAUUUAAUCCAUCACGUUGCCAAUUGGAGUGAUAAUUUGUUCCAUGUUGGAACACAUGAGGCUGAUGUUUGCCUCGUAGAAAUUUAGAAUAGUUUUUUCUCAGCCUUCUCAUGGCGCCCCGACGCAAGCUAAAAUGUCAUUUUUUAAAAACAUGUCAUGUGUCUACAAAUAGUCAUUUUUACUUUGUUAUUCCAAAAAUAACAACCUGGUCUGAUCCCCAGAUUGAGAACUGCUGAUUGUCUGUUUUGACUUGACCCCCUAAAAUGUUUUCUGGGUGGGUUAAAAAAUAGAAAAGUGCACCAAUAUUGAAAGAAAAGGUUGUUUAUAUGGGGCCUUAAGGAGAUGUGAUUUUCUCAAACUUACUCCAGUAAAGUGACUGACUCAGUACUGUAUGUACGUCAACAGUAUUUGCUGAAAGAUUAAGUACAUUGUGCUGAGCACUACUGAAUGGCCUUUACGUGCUCCAGUGAAAUCUGUUGACACUGACUGGUCUAUUUACUCGUCAGCAAAUGUUUAUACUCAUUGCCUCUGACGGUGUUUGCUUUACACGUGUAUGUUAAAUGUAAAAGGAAAUGUACACAAAACACACCACUGUAUAAAAUGCCUUCUUUGUGGAGUCGUUCACAGACCAGCAUUAGCUCAACAAGUCAUUUGUGCAGCGUGUCACUACUGAAUGUCAAAGACAGCAUAAGUAUUGCACAUGUGCAGCAACACAUCCAAGUAGUGUAACUGUUUUCUUCUUGAUUGUAAUGUAAAUCAAGAGCCUUCACAGAAUAACACAUAAGCUUUCACCUUUACUAAUGUGAAACACUGUAAGAGAUGUCAGUAAUGUACACAUGGUAUCAACAGCAUGAGCAAUCGUUCAUUCAUUUCACUGUACUGCCACUGUAAAACAAUAAAACCUUGAUACAGUUUAGGUGUUCUCUAAUUCUCUGCUUUUAACCUUGCAUCACUAUUUUCACAUUUUUCCUUCAUAAUCGUACUACUCUGCUUACACUUCUCUCUUCACUCGCUGAGCAGGAUCACUGUUCUCAUUGCUUUACAAGGCACAACUAAUUAAAUGCAAAAAAAUAAGUGUUGUUUUCUAAUAUAUUUUAGUAUGUGAUCUUUAUUACUAGUGCUUUAACAUGUAAACAGCGUUUUACUAUUGUAGCUGGCUGAGGUGCCGAUUUUAAUUAUUUUAUACACUGGUAGUUUAAAAGGGUCUUCCACUGAUUUUAGUUAUUUCAGUUUCUAAUAUUUAAGUUCUCUUUACUUGAAAUGAAGAAAACUACUCCAGCCUGUGAAAACAUUUGCAUGUUGUCGUGUGGAAAUUGGAAGUUCCCUGUUUUCAAGCAUAUCAUUAAUUGCCCUCUACUAAUUUCACUUAUUUAACAUCUGUCAUUCUCCUACUGGAUAUUUCUGCCACAAUUAAAAUAGCCAUAAUAAAACUGAGAGCUCACUUUGUUUUCCUGAACAACCCAAAUGAAAAGAGGCCUGCAGCAGGAUGCAGCCACUUGCUUAAUCCUGCGGAUUUGCUGUCUACACCAUCUGUCAGAUCAGAUACAGCCCUAUCAAGGAGUCUGCCUAACUCCUGGUCCAAGAUCUGGAGCAUUACAACACAUUCAGCAUGCCGCAGCAUCCUUUUAUUCUUCCAUAUUCCUUCAUCUAUACCCAACCUAACCACACUCCUCUCAGCUCCCCUUACUAAGCAGGUCACAGCCAGCUCAAAGCACUGGGUUAAAAAGCUUCACACUGACAUGGCAGCACCAGAACAUUUCAUUUUCCAGUCCAACACUUCAGACUGCUCUUUGUAUUUGGCUACUUUUAAUUUACCCCUUUCUUCUCUGUGACAACCUUUCCAUCACGUUUACUUUGCCCCCUAAAACACCUGUACCCCUUAUCUAAACCAGGCAUCAACUAAAUGCUUACAUAACAAAUGUCAAACUGAUGAAAAGAAAAAAAAAGAAACACUCUGUGCUAAAUUGGACAUUAUUUUUAUUGACCAAGUUCAAAUGUGAUAGUAAACUAUUCAGUAAACAUAAAGUCCAUUUGUAAGACAGCCUGUACAUGGGCUACUGGCUUAAAGAAACAAAGCCUUGGUCCUUUCAUAUAUAACAGCAUGUAAUGUAAUCUUCCUCAUAAUUGUUCAACUGAAUAUUCUUUUAAUGUUUACAUGUAGUUAAACGGUCCGUACUUGGUCAGCA